Molecule: messenger RNA, 5512 nt
Organism: Misgurnus anguillicaudatus (oriental weatherfish)
Lineage: Eukaryota; Metazoa; Chordata; Actinopteri; Cypriniformes; Cobitidae
Source: RefSeq, a predicted model, not a curated record
GAAACCGGAAGCUACCGUCAGAGAGAGAGAGAGAGACCGGUGGAUUUUAUGACGGAUCCGCGGAAGAGCGCGGGUCCGAUCACAUAGCUCGGAUCACAGUACAUGAACAUGGAUGAAACACACUUUACAUAAACACUCAUAGCUUUUCAGAUUCGAGGUUGUUUUGUGUGUUGUUUAGCCGUGAAUUUCGCGUCUGACCUGGACAGUUUACCUGCGCGCGCGUCCCGGAAACAUGGACGGAUCGCCGCGGCGCGACACGAGAACGAGGCGCGUAACCGCCAGGCUGAAUGUGCUUUCACUCCUCAUAAUAUUCACCGAAGUGAUUUGUUCACAGGUUUCAUCAUUGCAGUUCUCUAAAGAGCCCGUGUCUCAGGAUGCUCUUCACGGUCGCAGUGCUAUCUUGCGUUGUGAGGUCAGCGAGCCCACAAGCGUUCAGUAUUCAUGGAUUCAGGACGGACGGCCCGUACAGGACUCUGAUCGACGCUUUCAGGAGGGCAGUAAUCUCAAGUUCACAGCGGUUGAUCGUCACUUGGACGCAGGCAGUUUUCAGUGUGUGGCUUUCAGCAGCAUCACUGGAGACACGGCGACCUCCUCGAAUGCAUCCUUCAAUAUUAAAUGGUUGGAGAGAGGGCCGGUCACUAUGAAUGAGCCCCCCUCCGAGGCGGAGAUAGAGGAGGCUGAACGAAUCGUAUUGCAGUGUCACAUUGAUGGACAUCCACGUCCCAGCAGUAAAUGGUUCAAAGAUUCAGUUCAGCUGUCUGCAAAAGAUCGAAUCCUCACACUCAGUGAGCUCAGCCCAGAGGAUUCUGGGAUAUAUUACUGCUGUGCUCGUAACGCUGCAGGUCAAGUCUGCAGUAAUCACAACAUCACGCUUAAUAUCAUCGAUAAGACUCUUCCUCGUGUGGUCGUGGCUCCAGAGGAUCAGGUGGUCUUGAAGAAUGAAGAUGCUGUGUUUCAUUGUCAGUUUAAAGCAAAGCCAGCGCUUGUGAUCGAGUGGAUUCAUAACUCUGAACCUGUUGUGAAUAAAUCACGGAUUGUGGUUUACUCUAACGGCACACUACACAUCUCUCAGGUGAAGCAGCGUAACACAGGUGUGUAUAAAUGUCUCGCUCGAUAUGGAGACAACAAACAUGUGCAUGUGGAUGCUACGCUUAAAAUCUCAGAGAUUGAAGACAUGGGUGCGCGCAUGUCUCGGGUUUUCUCCAAUAACAGUAUAGAGACGGUGAGUUGUGAUCCGCCGUUGGGUCUCCCUGAACCGGAGGUUUGGUGGGAGCGCGCAGGUGUCCGUGUCCCGUCUGUGGGACGAGUGUAUCAGCGGGGUAGAGAUCUGAACUUUAACCCCACAGACAGAUCAGACACAGACGUGUACACGUGUGUCGCCCGAAACAAAGCCGGACAGAGACAACAAGAGCUGGAGGUGAUCGUAGCCACCGCUCCAGAAUGGCUGGUUAAACCUCAGGACACACAUAUAGAGGAAGGUCAGGUGGGAUAUCUGCACUGCCUCGCUCAGAGCUCACCUGAUCCGCGGGUCACAUGGUACCGCAAAAGUGUUCCCAUCACUGAGGAGGUCUCUCACUUUAAGCUUUUCUCUAACGGGACUCUGAUGAUCAACAGCGCUGAUGUGAAUGAUGCUCAGAUCUACAGCUGCGAGUCUAAGAGCGAAGGCGGCUCUCUCACCGGACACGCUCGUGUUUUUAUACUGGAGAAGUUAAAGUUCACCCCCACCCCACAGCGGUCACAGUGCCUACAGCUCGACCGGGAGAACAGCAUCAGCUGCAUCGCACAGGGACGAGAGACACCGACAAUACUGUGGAGCAGAGCAGACGGUCGUGCUCUUCCUCCUCGUGUUCAUCAGCUGAAUGGAGUUCUUCAUUUCUCUACAGUGACUCGAGCUGAUGGAGGAAAUUACACAUGUGUCGCCUUUAAUAGUGUACAGGGAGAAAUCCGAGCUCAUAUAAACCUGACUGUAGGAGUUCAUAUAGAGUUUACAUUGAUGCCCGAGCAGACUACAGUAUAUCAGGGUCACACAGCCGUGUUUCACUGUCAAGCAUCAGGUGAUCCGUCACCGUUCAUCCAGUGGAAACUGAAGGACAAACUGCUACACAACACUCCUGACAGCAGGUUUCAGAAGAUGCCCAAUGGUUCUCUGGUCAUCAGUGAUGUCACUUCAGAUGACACAGGCGUGUACACGUGUAUCGCUGGAAACAGCUGCAACAUCAGAGACACAACAGCACAACUCUAUGUUGUGGAGAAGCCCAUUCACCCUCGUGAUGAAGAUGAAGAUAAGAGUCAGUUUAAGAUGUUUCAGACCAUCGCUCUGUCUGUGGCUGUAGCUGUAGCUUACAUCAUCAUCGUGUUGGGUCUCAUGUUUUACUGCAAACAGAGACGAAAAGCCAAACGCCUACAGAAGGACCACACUGCUGAAGAGCCUGAGAUGGAGUGUCUUAAUGGUGGCGCUCUUCAUCACAACGGUCAGUCAUCAGCAGAGAUUCAGGAGGAAAUCCCUUUAACUAACUUCUCAACUACAACAACUAAUGAGAAACAAACUAACCUGACAGAUCAACUGGAGUUUCCCAGAACCCAACUGCAGAUCAUCACCGCUCUGGGUAAAGGUGUGUUUGGUGAGGUGUUUUUGGCUAAAGCGAAGGCCAUUGAGGAGGAUGAGGAGGAGUCGGUGGUGGUUGUGAAGAGUUUAGAGAAUGGAGAGGAGUCGGUCCGGUCAGAGUUCAGACGAGAGAUGGAGAUGUUCAGUAGACUUCAUCACGCUCAUAUCGUCCGGCUGCUGGGAAUCUGCAGAGACUCAGAACCUCAUUACAUGAUACUGGAAUAUGUGGAUCUGGGAGAUCUUAAACAGUUUCUCUGGAUCUCCAAAAGCAAUGCUGCCAAACCGAAAUCACAUCCCAUCAGCACUAAGACUAAAGUGUCUAUCUGUACCCAGGUGGCUCAUGGGAUGGAGUAUUUAUCAAAACAGCGUUUCGUGCACAAAGACCUGGCGGCCCGAAACUGUUUAAUCAGCGCACAGAGACGCGUGAAAGUUUCGGCUCUUAGUCUCAGUCAAGACGUCUAUAACGGUGAAUACUAUCACUACAGACAGUCUUUGAUUCCUCUGCGUUGGCUCCCAGCUGAGUCUGUCUUUAAAAAUGACUUCUCCACAAAGUCUGAUGUUUGGGCAUUUGGUGUCCUCAUGUGGGAGGUUUUUAGUCUGGGUGAGCUGCCGUACCCCUCACUUAAUGAUGACAAUGUGAUGGAAGGUCUUCAGUCUGGAAAACUGAAUCUGUCUCCUCCAGAGAACUGUCCCGCCGCAAUCAGCAGUCUGAUGGGUCGCUGUUGGGCAUCCAGCCCUAAAGAGCGACCCAGUUUCAGCGAGAUCGCCCGGACUCUGGCACGUUUACCCACAGAUACUAAACUUUAAAGGAUCAAACUGUUAGUUCAGCACAGAUUUCUAUGAUUCAAACCACUCGUCAAUGAUGCGAGAGAGACUCCUGCACAUUUCAGACACUAGAGACUUUUGUCAUGUUCGUGACCGUGAGUGUGUGCGGCAGGUAAAUAUCACACACACACACUUGGAUCCAGAGAGCCUUAAUUAUGGCACAAAUCUUCUCUCCGUGAAACCUCAGGGACCGCUGGAGUCUUCGAUUUAAACUUCUGUCAGCGCAGGACAAUCUCCAAUCUUUCAGGGGUACAAACACAAACCAUGCAUGUUUGUUGGUCAGAAUGUGUGUAAUGUUUUUGACAGCCGAUCAUCUGUAUUAAAGGUGGUGUGUGUAAAAUUUAGCGACAUCUAGUGGUGAGAUUGCAAAUUGCAACCAACAGCUCACCCCUGAAUUUCAAAACACAUACUAAAAAGUUAUUUUAAAGGUUACACAAUGCACCUUUAAAUAACAGUUGAUGUUUAGUACCCAUGCAGCUCAAUGUGACAGAGACGAGCAAUCUAAAGUUUAACAAAAUAUCACACCUGAAGUGAAGGUCAGAAACUGAAAUGAACAAGGUCAAAAACCUUUAAACUCGUCUGUUUGUUAGGAAACAAUGAAACUUCAGCAGUCAGAAAGCUUCCUUAGUGGAAAAUAAUGAUGAAAUAAUGAUGCUAUAAUCCGAUUCAUCUUUACUGUACGCUGCUGAGUAAUGUGUGUGUGUAUGUGUCAGAUAUAGAGAUGAAACGGUAGGAACAUUUUACUUCACGGUUAUCAAUAUUAUCAUGGUUUUAUGAACAAUUUCUGAAAUGUAAAACAAAGUACAGAUGCAAACCAAAUGUAAAUUUGAUUUUACAUGUAAGUGCACUUUUUUAACAUAAACAUCAAAUAAAUAACAUGAACAUGAAUCAUGGCACAUUUGAAGAUAAAUGUUCAUCUAGUCCAGAUAAAUCAGAUUGUCAUAUAAACACAAAUCAUCGAGUCAUCUGUCUGUGUAUGUUUUGAGAAAUCAGGUGAACUUUAUGACCCAGGAGUAAAACUGCACAACACCUGCGCUCAUAGAAGAAACAAACGGAGCUUUAAACUCAUCACAUCACAUCAUUGAAUGGAAAAUGAAGAGAAAAGAUGGAUCUGUCUAAAGAAAUAUUAACUAAAAGACAUGUGUCAGUUCAACUAGAUUUCACUAAAUAUAAACAUUUAUUGGAUUUAAAUUGAGUCAGUGAAGCUGACUGUCAUCACAAACACAUGAGAGCAGACGUGAAUGAAUGUGUUUGUCUGGCGUUAUUGCUUAAAUUGGUUGAUGCUGGAGAGAUGUUUUCAAGCUGGCACAGUUAAACGGUAAUUAAAAAAUGAUGCAGCAUUACUAACCGAUGGACAUUUUUAUUACGAUUAACCAUUAAACCAGUAAUCGUUUCAUCUCUAGUCAGAUAUAAAAUAACUUAUCAGGGUUGUUUCUGAGGAAAUUUACAUUGAGGUGCUGAUAUUAUUGUAAUAGAUAAAUAUGCAAUGCCUUAAAUUGCAAACAUUCCUAAGCCAUAAAUAAUAAUCAUUUAUUAUCCCUCUUUCUAUUUUAAUUGAUAAAAAUACAUUUAUUUCUACACAUUAUUAGUAGUUUUGCCUGUUGUAGAGAUUCCACAUCUGUUGUUGACUGUUACGUGUAAAUGUGUAAUGAUUUGUAUAUAUAGUAGUUGGGAUGAAGUGUAUGUAUGUAUGUAUGGAGGUUGUUGUUUAUCAUGAAAGGGCCCAGUGUUUGUUUAUAAUAAACACACGCAUGACUUCACCAGGCAGGUGUAUUAAAUCAUAUAAUCGGUCAAUACUGACGUUUUCUUCAAGUGCCUGGAAAAUGAAGGAAUUAUUUGCUGUUUUUUUACAGUAUGUUUUUAAUGCAGUUGCUUCCUGUGUUUAAGACGCCUUUUCUAAAAAUCUUGUGUUUUUGUUCUUAUUACUUUUCUAUUUCAGUACAAAAACACUGUAUGUUGAUAUUUGUUUUGUGUUUUUUAAACACUUGUUACCUGAAUGGUUUUGUAUUUUGCUUUAGUAAAGGUCACAGUAAUCCAGAUAUGCUGUAUGCUGCUCUUAUUAAACAUUCGUGUUUUUAACAG